Botrytis cinerea B05.10 is the source of this 2009-nucleotide messenger RNA. RefSeq lists its product as hypothetical. The record is from RefSeq and is a predicted model, not a curated record. The transcript has 4 exons. Lineage: Eukaryota; Fungi; Ascomycota; Leotiomycetes; Helotiales; Sclerotiniaceae. Bases 592 to 1737 code for a protein of 381 amino acids.
GGUUCAUGUGCAUAAUCUUCAUGGGUCGUGAGGUGUUAAGCCACCAUCAGUUGAGAAAUCAUACAUGCGUGCAAUGAACAUUCAUUUGUCACCGCACUUGUUCAUUACCGUUCCAAGAAAACAACCUAGGUAUACGCUAUCUUCAAGGCUCUAGAUGCAAAAGUCCUCAUCUAUCAUUCCAUGACUCGAGGCUCAGUGAUGUAUGCAUUUUAUACAUUGCGUCCUUCGCUUACUGCCAGAGAGUUUUGACGAGUUAUUGUACUGCAGAUAUGUUUGGGAUGAUACUUGAUCGCACAUGCGCAAUGGAUUACGAAGAUAGCGAAGACUACCAGAACAUUAUAUUCGGUUUGGUCUUAGAUUGACUAUUCACUUCAAACACUUUCCCAUAAUACACCCAUGCUUCGAAGUGGAAGCUAAGUUCUAACUAGAUCUUGACAAGGCUCUAUGUCACUCAUUCCUUGGAUUGUGUGGAAUCGUCACUUGUUGUCUGGAUUUUCUGGAGUGCGGUGAAUCGAAUCAUCUCGGAAGAUGAAGUGAAUACAUGAUCAUGUAAAUCUUGGUAGAAAUUGAAACCUGAGCUGAGAUUUCAGAAUGUGGUUACAAAUCUCCUCCUGUUUCUCGCCGACGGACAACUUAUCCUUAAUAAUGGCCAUGAACAACUUUACUCCAUUUUUGGCUUCAUAUAAUGAGCUCGUACAGCAGUGGCAGAAACGACUUCGUAUCUUAAAGGGUAUGGAAGAGAAAGCGGUGGAGUUUCCAGAACUUAUGCGGAUGAUUUGGGUUUUCAAACAGUCUUGCGUUGAGUUUCAAAGUUUUCAGGUCAAGCUGGAUUAUUUUAGCGCAGAAUCUCCAUCUGGUCAUCUCUUUAAUCACUGGCAACAAUUGAGCUCUGAUUUCAAUAAGAUUCGAGCUUGUUUUGCCGCUCUUGAACUGAGCAUCGACAAGUACCACCAUUCCCGAGCGGUGGCUGAACUAUCUCCUCUUACUCCAGUCAACUUACCUGACCCAUCUGUCUUUCUUCCCGAUAUUCAAGAUAACAAAAUGAACAUGGCUAAGAUGGAAGGCUCAAGAAUUCUUAAGAAUAAGCCAAAAAAGCUCAUACUUGCCUUUCCGAUUCGAACAUAUUCUUGUUCGCUGUUCGACAAGAAGAAAAGAGCGCGGAUUGUAACGAGCGUACCAGGGGAGUUGACCUUAAUUCUUCGAGUGAGCAAAGAGUAUCUAAGCUUAAAUGCGCGACCGUCGUUAGAUAUGGAAGAAGAAAUGCGACUUUCUAUUUUGCGCUAUCAGAAAGGUGAAGAAGAGGAAUCAAGAAAGCAAGCAGCGGCAGUUGUGGAGGCAGCGCGGAUAACAGCGAUCAACGAAGCAGAAUCUCGGGAAAAAGCUGAAGAGGAAGCUCAACUUCAGCAGGCCGACAGCAAAAUUCCAUUUAAUUCUGAUGAUACCACUUGCCAGGAGAGUUGCAAGCGGGCUAUUAGUGACGGCGAUGUGCCUGUACCAAUGUCAAGACCUCAAGCCCCUGGCAUGGCAGAGAUUCGACAAGCUCUGAUUACCGCUACAAACCAAAUGUACCUCAGUCAUAAGCAAACAGCCAAAGCUUCCAUGAUCAAGCGCAGAGUUAGGAAGCAGCUCCAGCUUGAUAAGAACUUCUUUGAGGAGAAUGGUUGGCCAAAAAGGUGUGACGUAAUCAUCUUGUGGGCAUUCAAGGAAGCCAGGGAUUUCGAAGUUGUGGGAUAUUAGAUUUAGUCUGAGGGGAAGAACUUUGUGUUCUUUUUCAUUUGAAGUGAGUGUUAUUGAAUUCAAAAGAUCUUUCCAAUACUAACUCGUCACUGGGGUUCAUUAAUGGCGCUGCUGGGUUAUCACUUUGGGUUGGAGGCAAGGCAUUCAUGGAGUUGAGCAAUCAUUAUCGUUACUUGCUAAGAAGUGCGUCUAUAUCUUUUUGCGAUUCAUGGUCACAGCUGGGAAAGGUAUUUCUUUACAGAAUAUUACAUAAUAUUAACGGGAAAAGCUCA